UUGCCACCAAACAGUGAACUUCCAAAUUUCAGAACCCUAAACAACAACUGAACUUCAAUUCAAAAAUUUCCCCAAUUUUGCUGAAAACAAGUCACAGAUUUUUGUAGUUUUUCAUACCCUCUUCAAUCAUUUCGUGAAUUUUACUCGUCAUUCAAUACCAAUGUGUUUUCCCUCGUGAAAUUCCCCGCUGCACCUCCGAUUCCUUUAUCUGCACUUGUGCUAUUCAAUUCUCUCAUUUUUACGCCUCAAAAUUUUGAAUUUGUUCAAUUUUCAAAGUUCCUUUCAUCAAUUGAGAGUUUCUUGAAUCUGUCCAGCAGAUCGAAUGUUGAGCACCUUGCUCAAUCUUAGUUUGAAUUACUUGAAGCAUUGAAUUUAUUUUUUUGGUGUGGGGAUCCUAUUUUUGGGUGUUGGAUUAAGGGUGUUGAAUCCGAUGAGUUAUUAUUGGUUGUGGCAAUGAGGCUUGAAUGGAAGCGAUUAGAUCAGAGAGAAGUGUGGAAAAGUUGCCGCCAUUGCAGGGGCCAGUGAUACCGAAGACAAAAUUGCAACUCUGGUUUUUUAGGGUUUGCACUUGUAUACUAAUAUGGACGUGCCUGGUUCAGCUGGUGGCGGUGGGGGAGCUGUGGCACCCUCGUCUGCUUACUGGUUUUCCUGGAUUUACAAAAAUGUUGGUUCACCAAGAUCGAUUGUAUCAGUCUUCACUACCGCCGCCUGUUCCUUCCAGGAAUUACACAAGUAAUGGCUUUCUUAAAGUGACUUGCAAUGGUGGCUUGAAUCAAAUGCGAUCUGCGAUAUGUGACAUGGUAACAAUUGCCCGGCUUUUAAAUCUUACAUUGGUUGUUCCCCAACUCGAUAAGGCAUCAUUUUGGGCUGAUACUAGCAACUUUGAGGAUGUUUUUGAUGUUGAUCAUUUUAUCAAUUCAUUAAGAGAUGAAAUCCGAAUUAUAAAGAGGUUACCAAAGAGAUAUAGUGAGCGAUACGGACAUCAACCCCUUGUAAUGCGUCCAGUUAGCUGGUCAAAUGAGCAAUACUACUUGCAUCAUAUUCUUCCUCUCUUUGGAAAGCACAAGGUGAUACACUUCAAUCGAACAGAUUCACGGCUGGCGAACAAUGGGCUUCCUUUGCAGCUUCAGAGACUUCGAUGCCGUGUUAAUUUUCAGGCACUGAAGUUUACUCCUCAGAUUGAGGCACUGGGGAAAAAGUUGAUUAAUAUUAUUCAACGUAAGGGACCCUAUUUGGCUCUGCAUUUAAGAUAUGAGAUGGACAUGUUGGCAUUCUCAGGUUGCACCCAUGGUUGCACUGAAGAGGAAGCUAAUGAGCUCAAACGGAUGAGGUAUGCAUUUCCAUGGUGGAGAGAGAAGGAGAUAGUUUCUGAAGAGAAAAGAUCUGAGGGGUUAUGUCCUCUUACCCCAGAAGAGACUGCUUUGAUUUUGCAAGCAUUUAAUUUUGAUACGAAGACACAGAUCUAUAUUGCCUCGGGUGAGAUAUAUGGAAGUGAAAGGAGACUUGCAGCUCUAAGAGCUGCCUUUCCAAGGAUUGUUAGAAAGGAGAUGCUGCUACAUCCUGGUGAUUUACGGCAGUUUCAAAACCAUUCGUCUCAAAUGGCAGCACUGGAUUUUAUGGUUUCUUUGGCUAGUGAUAUUUUUAUCCCGACUUAUGAUGGGAACAUGGCAAGGGUUGUGGAAGGUUAUCGUAGGUAUCUUGGGUUCAAAAAGACCUUCCAAUUGGACCGUAAAAGACUUGUAGAGUUUUUGGAUUCACAUCAGAAUGGAACUCUCACAUGGGAUGAAUUUUCCCAUGCUGUGCAGAAGGCUCAUGAGACGACAAUGGGGGUUUCAGCAAGCCGUAGAGUUAUCCGGGGCAAGCCUAAAGAAGAAGAAUACUUCUAUGCGAACCCUGAAGAAUGUUUGUGUGAGAGAAACAGGGAUUGUGAUGAUCCUCUGUACCAAGAAAAUACAACUAAAUUCCAAUGAGACUGUGCAUUCGAAAUCUGGAUUUAAUCAAGUACUCUGUUGUGAAUAGUGAUGGUACUCGGGAGUGUGGAUCACUGCUUUAAUUAUGAUAUCGGCAGAAUGCUGAACAGGCUUCUUGAGCUUUUGCCAAAGCAUGUGAGAUGCGCCCCACGUGUUACAAAUGGAAAUGGAAACACAAAGUCGUCACAAUCUUGUGAGUAUUAAAAUGCCUUCAGUUUCUUGAUCUAAUUCAUUUUCUUCUGCUGUUGCCACAACGUGUUAUCCUUGCAUUAUACCCUAACAAAUUUCAUUACAGCUACUCAAUCAAUUCAUUUCUUUUAUGGAGUGAUGCUUAGAACUAACCUGAGUAACGACAUUAUUUGAGUUGUUCAAUAGCUUGCUGAAUUUGUCGUCUUUUAUUUCGACUUGCUCUUGAUGUUUACUGUCUAACAUGAGCUCUGCCAACUGAUUCGGUAAAUCCUUACUGUAGGAUCACUAAUGGAGAGGAAAUGUUUGCUUC
This is a messenger RNA of Andrographis paniculata, 2469 nucleotides long. RefSeq names its product rhamnogalacturonan I rhamnosyltransferase 1-like. Bases 465 to 1970 code for a protein of 501 amino acids. The transcript has 7 exons. NCBI's taxonomy places the organism in Eukaryota, Viridiplantae, Streptophyta, Magnoliopsida, Lamiales, Acanthaceae. The record is from RefSeq and is a predicted model, not a curated record. Gene Ontology annotation, cellular component: chloroplast; cytoplasm.